This is a messenger RNA of Homarus americanus (American lobster), 2040 nucleotides long. Its product is annotated as organic cation transporter protein-like. NCBI's taxonomy places the organism in Eukaryota, Metazoa, Arthropoda, Malacostraca, Decapoda, Nephropidae. Gene Ontology annotation, biological process: transmembrane transport. The record is from RefSeq and is a predicted model, not a curated record. Bases 114 to 1847 code for a protein of 577 amino acids. Gene Ontology annotation, cellular component: membrane. Gene Ontology annotation, molecular function: transmembrane transporter activity. The transcript is spliced from 12 exons.
GUCAGGCGUAGUUCGGGUAGGACGCACUCGACUUCACUCACUUGACAUAUUGGAGCUAACGAAGCGCAGCAAAACUUUAAGGAUUAAAGGAAAAUAGACUGCCACCACACAAGAUGGCUAUCACCGAAUUCGAUUCCGUGUUUAACCACAUCGGAGGAUUCGGCCGGUACCAGAUGGGAUUGUUUGUCGUCAACUGUAUUAUGAACGUCUUCCUGGCUUUCAUCUACUUUGGUCAGAUGUUCAUGACCUUGACGCCCCCUCAUUGGUGUCGUCCACCUCCUGGUCUCCAGGAGCUUAACUUAACCCAAGAGGAGCUGAUGCACCUCACGAUACCAAAGGACAACACCAGUGAAAAGUUCCUUCAGUGUAGGAGAUAUGACGUUGACUUCGUUGAGGUGAGGAACAACAACCACAGCUGGCCCAACACUUCCUGGCCCACCGUCAAGUGCACUCACGGCUGGAACUACGACUACUCCUUCUACUACCCUACGAUCACUUCACAACUUGACUGGGUGUGCGAUGACGAUUGGCUACCCACCUUGUCUCAGUCGCUAUUUUUUGUAGGGUCGCUCGUUGCCUCGCCACUGCUGGGCUGGGCGUCAGAUAAGUGGGGUCGACUCCCAAUAAUUGUGUCCACCAACAUGCUGGGAGGCGUGGCAGGAAUAAUCUCUGCCUUUUGUUCUUCCUUUGUCUCCUUCACUAUCUUCAGGUUCAUCGUUGGCAUGACUUAUGAUACGCAUUUUAUGGUCACUUAUAUACUUCUGUUGGAAUAUGUGUCGAGUGAGUACAGAACGGUGAUGGCCAACGUGCCUAUCAUGUUCUUCCUGACGGCAGCCAUGUGUUCGAUGCCUUGGAUAGCUCUUGGAGUCGCUAACUGGUCAACCUUCGCCAUCAUCAUCCACGCUCCUCAGUUAAUCUCUCUCUUCUUUAUCUGGCUGGUUCCCGAGUCUGCCCGUUGGUUGAUCAGUAAAGGUAGAACUGAUGACACCGUUAAGAUCCUGAAAAAGGCGGCGAGCGUCAACGGCAAAACUCUCACCCCAGAUUUUUUAGAGGAGUUCAGGGAAUAUGGAUCAAAGCAAGCUAAAAACGAUGAGUCUACCGCUACAGUUAUGGACCUGUUGAACACACCGGUGCUGAGGCGACGGUUCCUAGUCCUCUGCAUCAUGUGGAUGGUGAUUAUAACGGCAUACGACGCUCAUAUGAGAAACACGAAAAACAUCGGUGGCAACGUGUUCGUCACCUUCACUAUUGCCGGGUUCGUGGAGCUGCCAGCAGACUUUCUAACGAUGGUGUUCGUGGAGAAGUUAGGACGUCGCCACACUACCGUCUUCACUCUCAUCUUUGGAGGCUUAGCUUGUUUCAUCAUCGCUGGCAUUCCCGAGGUCCAAAAAAUUUCUUUAAUGUACAACUUUAAUCAAGACAAAAUGUAUCAAUUGUGGUUUGUAAGAUCAGGACAACAAUACCCUGUGGAGGUGCUGCCUACGGUGGCUCGUGGCUCUGGCUCAAUGGCUAUACAUACUGUUGGCUAUUUGGCUGCUUUUACCUCUCCGUACAUCGUCUACCUGUCCAAGUUUGGCUACUACCUGCCUUACUUGGUGAUAGGUAUGAUCACAGUAGCAGGCGGUCUUUGUUGCAUCGGGCUACCAGAGACGCUGAACCAAAUUCUCCCGGACUCCCUGCAAGACGGUGAGACCUACUUCUGUGACCAGAGCUUCUUCUAUAACCCCUGCUACAGGAAAAAUGAAGAUGUCCAGGAAGACGUCAUUACAAUGGCAGGCAUGAAGGAAGGUGUGGACAACGCUAGUUGCUUAGAAAAUGUCGACAAAGGCACAAACAAGGAGAUUUAACCAGUGCACGCUGUUACCAUUUCCGAGUCCCUCCCCUCCAGGACCACCAACACCUGUUCUUCACGUCUACAUUUUUAUAUAUAAAUGAUAUGAUUGUUAUCCCCUAUUCAUAUUAUUCCAUUGUGCAUGUAUGCAGACAUUUUUUAAUAAGAAUUGUCAGCUGUUAGGGACACAAUUAUAUAUUACGAUAUUA